AUGAGCAAAGUCAAGGUUGGUGUCGAAGUAGUGAGCGCCCAUAAUCUUUUGCCUAAAGAUGGGCAGGGCUCAUCUAAUGCAUAUGUGGAGCUUAAGUUAGAUGGGCAGAAAUUCCGAACAACUGUCAAAGAGAAGGAUCUUAACCCUUAUUGGAACGAGACAUUUUACUUCAAUAUAUCUAAUCCGGAGGAAUUGCCUAACCUGACCCUUGAAGCCCAUGUUUACUGCGACAAUAAAAAUGGCCAAUCGAAAUCCUCUCUUGGCAAAGUUCGUAUUGCUGGUACAACAUUUGUUGCCUAUUCUGAUGCAGUUAUUUCUCAUUACCCUCUGGAGAAAGGAAGCCUUUUCUCUCGUUGUAGUGGGGAAUUAGGCCUGAAAGUUUUUGUCACAGAUGAUUCUUAUAUACGGUCCUCCAACCCACUUCCUGGAAUGGAUUCUUCUUCAUAUACAAGUUCAUAUCCAACUGAAACACAAGAAAGAAAUGUGCAAGUUCCAAAUGUAACUCCUGAUGCACUUCCAAGUGGGAAAAAGAGCUCUAGACGCACAUUUCACCACUUGCCGAAUGCAAAACAUCAGCAGCAACAGUCUGGCUUUGCCAUUGAUGCCUCCCAGGCACCAAUGAACUAUGGGGGCGGACAGUAUAGAGCUGAGUCUCGUGCACCAAAAAUCAUUCAAACAUACUCUGAUUCAUCUUCACAGCCAUUUGAAUUUUCACUUAAGGAAACAUCACCUGUCCUUGGAGGAGGACAAGUUGUUGGUGGUCGAGUAUGGAGAUCAGACAAGCCAGCCAGCACCUAUGACCUUGUCGAGCCCAUGCAGUUCCUUUUUGUACGAGUUGUUAGAGCACGCGAUCUCCCUUCCAUGGAUGUUACUGGAAGCCUUGACCCUUAUGUUGAAGUUAGGGUUGGAAACUAUCGUGGGAAAACCAUUCACUUUGAGAAAAGGCAAAAUCCAGAGUGGAAUGCAGUGUUUGCCUUUUCCAAAGAAAGGUUACAGUCAUCUUCAAUUGAAGUUGUAGUCAUGGAUAAGGAUAUGUUGAUAGAUGACUUUGUUGGAUUGGUUCGGUUUGAUCUUGCUGAUGUUCCAAGGCGAGUCCCUCCUGAUAGUCCAUUAGCCCCAGAAUGGUAUCGUCUUGAGUCUAAGAGUGGGGAAAAGAAGAAGGGAGAGUUGAUGCUUGCAGUGUGGAUGGGCACUCAAGCUGAUGAAGCUUAUCCUGAUGCUUGGCAUUCUGAUGCAGUUGGCUCAGUUGAUACCUCAUUUCCAUACUCACUAAUCCGCUCGAAAGUCUACCAUUCUCCAAGAUUAUGGUAUGUCCGUGUCAAUGUAAUUGAGGCACAGGACUUGGUUGUGGCUGAAAACAAUCAUCUUCCAAAUGUGUAUGUCAAGGUACAGAUAGGUGGUCAAGUUCUUCGGACUAAACCUGUCCAAACUCGGAUGGUGAAUGCCCUCUGGAAUGAGGAUCUGAUGUUUGUUACUGCUGAACCCUUUGAUGAUCAUUUACUUCUUUCAGUUGAAGAUCGUGUUGGUCCAAACAAAGAUGAAACAUUGGGAAAGGUCAUUAUACCAUUGACUUCUGUUGAAAAACGUAUUGAUGACCGUAGUGUUCAUUCACGGUGGUUCAACCUUCAAAAACAUAGUGUCACUGAUGUGGAAGAGACAAAGAAAGACAAGUUUGCAACUAGGCUUCACCUUCGUGUUUGCCUUGAUGGAGGAUACCAUGUAUUGGAUGAAUCUACUCACUAUAGCAGUGAUCUCCGCCCCACAGCAAAGCAACUUUGGAAGCCACCAAUAGGUGUACUAGAACUAGGAGUAUUGAGUGCUGAUGGGCUGCAACCAAUGAAAACAAGAGAUGGAAGGGGUACAUCAGACACAUAUUGUGUGGCUAAGUAUGGUCAAAAGUGGAUUAGAACCCGGACUGUCGUUGACAGUUUGAAUCCCAAAUACAAUGAACAGUAUACUUGGGAGGUUUUUGAUCCUGCAACAGUUCUCACAGUAGGUGUUUUUGAUAGCCAUGAUGUGGGUUCAAAUGGUAAUAAAGACAAGACAGUAGGUAAAGUACGGAUUCGGCUAUCUACACUUGAAACUGGACGCGUUUACACACAUUCUUAUCCUUUGCUAGUUCUUCACCCUUCAGGUGUAAAGAAAAUGGGUGAGUUGCAUUUGGCAAUACGCUUUUCAUGCACAUCAUUUGUGAAUAUGAUGCUUCUUUACAGUAGGCCGCCAUUGCCAAAGAUGCAUUAUGUCCGGCCUUUGAACAUAAUGCAGCAGGAGAUGUUACGUCGCCAAGCUGUCAAUAUAGUAGCAGCUCGGCUUGGCCGAGCUGAGCCCCCUGUCAAAAAGGAAGUUGUUGAGUACAUGACUGAUUCAGAUUCACAUCUCUGGAGCAUGAGACGUAGUAAAGCCAACUUUUUCCGCUUGAUGUCUGUUUUUAGUGGGUUAUUUGCAGUCUCCAAAUGGUUUGGGGAUGUUUGUAUGUGGAAGAACCCAAUCACUACAUCUCUGGUCCAUAUUCUUUUUGUGAUGCUCAUCUGCUUUCCGGAAUUAAUCUUGCCCACAUGUUUUCUGUACAUGUUCGUGAUUGGGAUUUGGAACUAUCGCUAUAGGCCAAAGUAUCCACCUCACAUGAACACGAGAAUGUCCUACGCUGAUGCAGCACAUCCUGAUGAGCUUGAUGAGGAAUUUGAUACAUUUCCUACUUCAAGGAGUCAAGAUAUACUUAGAAUGAGAUAUGACCGUUUAAGAAGUGUGGCUGGUCGCAUACAGACAGUAGUUGGUGAUGUUGCAGCUCAAGGAGAGCGGAUCCAGGCAUUGCUGAGUUGGCGAGAUCCCCGUGCAACUGCCAUAUUCGUGAUCUUUUGCCUUGUUGCUGCUAUCGUGUUGUAUGCAACGCCCUUCCAGGCUUUGGCUGUCAUGACUGGAUUCUACAUAAUGAGGCAUCCCAGAUUCCGACACAGGUUGCCUGCAGCACCAUUAAGUUUCUUCCGAAGAUUACCAGCAAGGACUGAUAAGGUGGCGAACGGCGAGAACGGAAGAAGAAGAAGGCGAGAGUACUGGAUGAUGAUGCUGUGGCGAGAGAUGCUUGAGGAAAAUAGGAGUGCGGUGGUGGAGAUGGCUGAUCGGACGGUGGAGGAGUGCCAGUCGAAGAGUUGUUAG
Molecule: messenger RNA, 3153 nt
Organism: Oldenlandia corymbosa var. corymbosa
Lineage: Eukaryota; Viridiplantae; Streptophyta; Magnoliopsida; Gentianales; Rubiaceae
Source: the annotation of a GenBank genome assembly